Pocillopora meandrina is the source of this 1078-nucleotide messenger RNA. The record is from the annotation of a GenBank genome assembly. NCBI's taxonomy places the organism in Eukaryota, Metazoa, Cnidaria, Anthozoa, Scleractinia, Pocilloporidae.
AUGAGACUUGAAGGGUUCGUAUUUACAAGGACGUCUGCAUCAGCUCCCCAUAUCUGUAAUGUCCGGUGCGAACAAGAAAUCGCCUGCCAAAGCUACAACUACAACAGAAAGGAAAAGAUCUGCGAAUUGAACAACCGCGCCAAAGAAGCCAGACCUGAAGGUCUUCGCUUAGAUCCUGCUUGGUUCUCUACCCAGCGUUUGAACGGAAGAGGUAUGCCCUCAAUUGAGAGAGAAAUUUUUCGUGGAACUAUCUUUAUUUUUUAUCAUUUUAUUGCACAUUUGGGCCAUAUUUCCUAUAAGCACCCACUACGGUUGUUAUCUAAAUAUAUUCUGAAAGAAAAUACAGGUCUUUUCGGUCUUCAUGAUCCUUCUUUCGUCCUUGGACUGUACUUUUAGUUUUGCAACUAAACUUGAUCGAAAGUUUCCAUCGAAGUGACCAUGUUUUCGUCUUAUAUUAAAUUAUAAAAUCGGUAACUAACAGUAUGAUUAUUUUAAUUCUUUGUAAACGAGUUUUAUCGUGUUUUUUUAGACGCAUUUGUGAUGUCCUAGUGAGCAGUGUUUGAGAAGUACUUUUCAAGUCAUCACAGUUUCACUGUUGAAUAAUACCUUGGCCAGGACACCUUAUUUAGGGACCAUUCAUGAUAUGACCAUCACUGAAGGAGAGAAGGGUUUUUAGGGGAGAUCACAUGGUUUUCAGAGUAAACGAAGGAGGGGAUCAGUCGUCACUAACAGAUGGUAAAAGGGGUACCAUAGAAAAUUAUGGGGGGGGGGAUGGGGGAGAUCACAAAAAUAUUAAAAUAUUAAAAAACCUCAGUGAGGAUCAGGUAAGUUUUAGGGUAACACAAUCAAAAUCCUCCAAAGGCGGCAAAUAAUUAUCGGUCUUCUACUUGCAUUCUGAUGCUCUGUUGCUUUUCUGAGUGAACGAACAUGAAACUAGGUAACAAAAAAAGCAAGGAGUAGGGUUGAAUUUUUGGAAAAAUUCCACUUAUUAUCUCAUUAUAUUUUAAAUGAUUUUGUCUUGUUCUGUUUAUUUCACGCAGCCUGUAGCUUUAACUUUGAAGAUGGAAUCGGCGGGUGA